AAUCGAUCUAUGGGAACUUUCAAACCAACCAGAGACCCACAAGCUGCCAAUAUCAAGCAAUAGAAGCCGAUGAAGGCAUAAAUUCCGAUUCUAAACCUAGCAGGCUGUUGCAGCAGCAAAUGCAUCGAUGCAUCGCGAUGCGCGCUGUUGUGUCACGUGCUAGACAAGGCAUGGCUCUCUACUCAGGGUAGAAAUCGAUCUAGCCGUCGAAUGAGGGGCCUGAGGCCGAAGGGGUGGGGGGCAGACCACUUUGAACUCAUAUAUCAAACUCCCCCACCCCUAGCUGGACGGAAACAAGAUGGGGUAGAGGGACGAAUGUGACACAUUGGCACUAUGGGGCGACGUUCGUAUUGCCGCGAACGCUCAGCCGCCGCGUGUUUGUACCGCGAUUGAAGAAGACCAAACUGACGGGGGCUGGUCUGCUCUGGAAUCGCGAGGUGGGAAAAAAAGAGGGCAGAAAAUAGAGUAAACACGUCAAUUCACCCUCACACGCGACUGGCCAUGGCCUACACACCACGCGCGCCCCAUGUCACCCGCAUGUCACCAACGGAACGGCAUCCAACGGUGUGUGUGGUAGGUGUAGCGUUUUUUGUUGUUGUUCUUGGCACAUCAGAGGGGUUGGUGCGGUGAGGAGCUCACCACCUUAUCUACGUGUCCACUGCACACGACUGUAGUAUCAACCAGCUGUUUCAACCGGACCCGGAUAGAUCGCGCGCACACUUGCCCCUCAGUAUCAUUCCGACUGCCGGCAGCAGGUAUCGCGAUUCGAAUUGCCAGACUGCAAUUGCCCCAAAAAAAAAAAAAACGACCAACACAGUAACGAUUGGCUAAGGUGGCGCCAUGUAUGGUCAAGGUGGACGAAAGGAUAGGGUGACGUUCCGGUUACCUCCUUCGCGACAUGGAUCUCGUGGUUCGCUCGUGGCCACCGAUCGUUCAUCGUCCUCAUCGGUGGCCGACCAGAAUCAGGUUCCUGAACCAAUUCAGCUCGUACGCGUCAUCUUACGAAAUUUCUUUUUCAGGGAACUACCGGAACAUCAUCUGGACUUGGCGACGAUGGCCGGAAUUACCACUGGUGCGAUGAGUCUCGUCUCGAAGGGGACUAACGAUGUCGGCGAUACCUGCGAUGCCGUGCCACAGAUAGCGACGACCGAGCUGAAUGGAUCAAGUGCUAAUCCGGAGGCGAUCGCUAGUACCUCAGAACAGCCUCAGCCUGUCGAGGACGAUGGAGCCGUUGGCGGAAGAUCUUCGCCAUCUUCGACCAUCGUCGUACCGAUCGAGCUGAAUAAUCUGAACGGUGGUGAUGUUGCCAACAAGGAAAAAGAGAUCGCAACCAGCAACCAAUUCGAGGCUUUGACAUUGAUAGACGAAGAUGAAGAACCGGAAGUAAAGGAUCGUAACUGUUCAAAUGCACAAUCCUCUUCGUCGUUGCUGUCAUCAAAUAACGAUAAUCGCUCAGUAGAGAACGUACACAAUGGCAGCACGUUGGCCAUAGGAGAGCAGCCCCAGGCCCAACAGAAUCAGCAGCAGAAGCAACAGCAGCAGCAGCAGCAGCAGCAUAGCCGACAGCGUCGUCGCAGUACUGCUUCCAAAAAGAACAGCGCCGAUGAGGACAUCGAUUCGAUUGAUCGGGCCGACAGUGCGGUCGAUAUGGUCCGGGCGCUUGCGGAACGCGAGCCACAUCUCUUCGAGUAUCUGAACAAUGGUGUUCCCUAUCUGAAGCGCAAACCGAGAACGCCGUGCGUGGUGAUGAUGAAGAAGGAGCGUCGCAGAAAUCGGUCCCGCAAGCGUUCCACUGUCCGGCGUCGCUCGCAACAGGCUUGCGGUCUUCAAGCCAUGAAGCCGGCCGAAAAACAGGAGCUGCUGGACGAGGUUGAUGGAAAAAAGAAAAAGGACCCAGAUGAUGCUGCCGUCGAGUGUCUCUACUGGUCGCUCGUCUGCUGGGAUUGUAAUAUUUUGUAGAAGGGCAAACAGAAGGCGUAGAAGUGCAGACACAAAGGCCAGCGAGAACCGCAUGAAUGUAAGUUAUUGAAAGGCGAACAAUAGGAAGAGCGAGCAUGAGUCAUCGACACGCUCGCGUUAGAGGUAGUAUGUGGUAGAGAGAUGGUCACCCGACGUUUAUCUCGUUUAGGUUAAGACGACAGAGUAGGCAACAUCUUGCAAGUGCGUUCCGUCAUGACUCCAAUGGUCACUUUGCUCAUGAAAAAGCACAGUAGUUUACAGUGAUACUCAAGGGUCAGCGAGACUCUCAGGCAAGUCUUGCCAAGGCAAUAGCUAGUAAUCUCAGUAUUUGGAUCCAUGUGUUGUAAAUCACAGAAACCAAGCCCGUUUUUGAAUUAUUUUUUUUCAUUAUCAACAGUACACAUAGGACUGCGAUAGAGUGAGAGAGAGGAGGAAGUAAUUUUGAAAUAAUGUUUGGAACUAUUUAUAUACGCGCACGCGAAUGAAAGUGGAGCAUUGUGCUCGCCCUUUUCUAUAAAGUUUAAACGAAAAACAUAAUGAAGAUCGUCUACAAUAGC
Anopheles darlingi is the source of this 2516-nucleotide messenger RNA. RefSeq lists its product as uncharacterized. The record is from RefSeq and is a predicted model, not a curated record. Bases 841 to 1959 code for a protein of 372 amino acids. The transcript has 3 exons. Lineage: Eukaryota; Metazoa; Arthropoda; Insecta; Diptera; Culicidae.